This is a messenger RNA of Dendronephthya gigantea, 1411 nucleotides long. Its product is annotated as protein rolling stone-like. Lineage: Eukaryota; Metazoa; Cnidaria; Anthozoa; Malacalcyonacea; Nephtheidae. Gene Ontology annotation, cellular component: membrane. The record is from RefSeq and is a predicted model, not a curated record. The coding region runs from base 337 to 1242 and encodes 301 amino acids. The transcript is spliced from 2 exons.
AAGGAGAGUCCCUUCAGCAGCCUUUAGGCAGCAUCUCUACGCCCUGGCCGGGUAACCUAGUAUCCAAUUAACCCACAGUACAAACCUAAUUAAUGCAACUAUUUUGGUUAAAGGAUCAAGUAAUUAAAUCAUCCAUUUAUUUAACAGCUACAUAUUUGGCACUCAAUUUGAAUGUCCAAACGAAAGUCAUAUCACUUGCUUUAUUGACCUUGAAUGGGAAACCUCACGAAGUUUUGGUUACGCAUACCAAUUACCUGCUAAUAUAAAGUCAAGAACACAUUACUCGCAAUUCUGGUUUCUCGCUGCAGGUACUACCAGCUGAAAAAUAUCUAAACUAUGUCGCAAUCUGUGUUGCUAGAGAUGUGGAAUACGCUUAAAAAUGAAUUCUCGAUUGAGAAAUUACCAUUGCAAUUAAAUCGUGGCGAUAGUAUCUAUGAAUCUUGGGUACUUCCUAGAUGGGGUCUACUUCUCCUUCGACUUUUGAUAUCUACAUUCUGUAUAAUCAUCAUAGUCGUCAGCGUUGCUCGAUGGCCAGAACCAAGAUGGCUUAUUUACCUGACAAAUUGGAGUUAUCUUCUUCUGACUAUCACUAUGAUUGGACUGACGCUAGUUAGCAUAUUUCAUGUAUUUAAAAGGAAGCAAGCCUUGUAUGGAAAUUCACCGGGUGCGUACGAAAUGAAGGAUACUCAAAUAGCAAUAAAUCAGAUGAUAGACCAGAUUGAUCAAAUUGGGGAUUCUGAAUCGACAAUGCCUUUAGAGAGGGACGAUGUAGCGCUAUCUUUAAUUUGGUAUGAAAAGAUAGUUUUGUUUCUCUGGGUUAUAUCAGCCAACGCUGGUUUGCUUGUUACCAUAGAGUAUUGGAUACUGGUUUUUAGACCUCCAACAAGUUUCAUGGAUAUUUCUGUUCACGCAUUAAAUUCAGUGUUUAUAUUGACUGAACUAUUCACUGCAAAUACAUCUGUUCGUGUUUUACACUGGAUUUAUGUGCUGCUAUUUUCUAUAAUUUACGCUGCGUUUACGGUCAUUUACUGGGCAGCUGGUGGAGUAAACAGCAGAGGAGAGCCAUUUAUUUACCAUAUCCUGGACUACGAGAAUGGCAAACCAGGUUCUAUAGCAGCCGUGCUGAUUUGCUCUCUUUUUAUUGUUGCACCUUUGAUACAAAUUAUUUUAUACGGAUUCUAUCGCAUAAAAUUGCUACUCAAUAAAAAGAGGAAUGGUGAUAAUAAUAACGUAGUUACUUGAGUAAUAUUUGUAGAAUCAUGUGUAAGUUAGUACUGUACUUCAUAGUCUGUAAAAAUGUCAUAAGAUUAAGCAAAACAAUAGAAAACUAAUUAGACAAUUACGAGCAGGAAAAUUUGGAUUGCGUUUAGUUGUGAAUUAGCUUGUGAAGUUUUUUUACUGUGACUAUUAU